AUGUCUGUCGAGAUUGAGCCGGUGGGCCAUACCCCCUCAGCCACAAACGAACCCAUCAGGCCACUGCGAAGGUAUCAGGAUAUUUCCGAUGAAGUUCUGGAUAGCCCGUGGGCUAAGAAGACGGUUUUGACAUUUGACGGAGGAGGCGUGCGUGGUUACUCUAGCCUCCUGAUCCUGAAGGCAUUGAUGUUAAAGAUUAAGGAGCUUGAAAUAGAGAGCCUUAAUAGCAGAAUAUGCUCAAGUAGGGACUACCCAUGGAUGGAAGCCCAUGCUUCUAGUACAUCUACCUCUAACGAAAGCACUCUUGACGACUUCUUACCUUGCCAUUAUUUUGAUUAUAUAGCAGGCACAUCCACAGGAGGUUUAUCAGCUAUCAUGCUCGGUAGGCUCCGUAUGACCGUGGAUGAUGCUCUUCAGCAGUACAAGAUGUUUGGGAACAACGUGUUUGGAAAAGCGAGGUGGUGGCACGCAAGGUCCGGUCUUUGGUUUCCCAGAGCCAAGUAUCCAUCGAAGAAGGCUAGAAAUGCGUUCAAGCGGAUUAUUCAUAACAAGAUAACGGAGCAUGACAAAACCAUACCAUACCAUCAAGCAGAGAUGGAAUUAUUCAAGUAUCGCAAAGACCGGACCAGAACUAUAGUAUUUUCUUUUUCGGUCGAUAAGAAAGCAGGCGUAGACAUGGGAUACCUAUGGAGGACUUAUAGUCAUGAGUCCAGUACAAAUUCGUCCGAUGACACUUACCGGCCCCUAAAUCCUUCAGUUGCUCACACGAUACCAAUAUGGCAGGUUGCGCGCGCAACAUCUGCUGCCCCAUCGUACUUCGAACCUAUCAAGAUAGGUGAUAAAGAGCAUUUUGACGGUGGUGUUUUCGCCAACAAUCCCUCUAUCCGCGUUCUUGAAGAGGUCCGGGCUCUGCAUGGCUAUUCCCCUAGGAUAUUUAUCAGUAUAGGCUGUGGCUUAAAGACCAACGCAAGUGAGAGCCAAGAAACAGGAAAUCCUCACCGCCAAAGCUUCAAUGACGGGAUUGUGGACUCUGGCAGGCGAAAAAGAGAAGCUUUGAAGAAAUGGCUUGAACUCUUGCAUGGAGUCCGGCGUUUUAUGACUGACACAGAAGGCCCAAACGGUGUCCAAGGAUGGAACAACGAAUGUGUUACUCUACAGAUUAAGUAUCGAUGGAGGCUCAACGUUGGGGGAGCACUUGCGAAAGUUGCUUUGGAUGACUGGGUUCCGCCCAAGUCAGGUGAAUCAACACUUGAUAAAAUUGAGAGAGAAACAGACGAUUAUCUAUCCCAGCCCAGAACUAAAGAGAAAAUCCUCGAAAUGGCAAGGGAACUUGUUAACAUCCGGCACGAACGAGCAGAAACUGAACGUUGGGAGCGAUUUGCCUUGGACGUGGUGUAUCGUUGUCCCGAAUCUAGCUGUCAGGGACGACAUUCCCGAGGAAAAAGACAUUACUAA
Messenger RNA from Daldinia decipiens, 1455 nucleotides. Its product is annotated as FabD/lysophospholipase-like protein. The record is from RefSeq and is a predicted model, not a curated record. Gene Ontology annotation, biological process: arachidonate metabolic process. Gene Ontology annotation, cellular component: membrane. NCBI's taxonomy places the organism in Eukaryota, Fungi, Ascomycota, Sordariomycetes, Xylariales, Hypoxylaceae. The transcript has 5 exons. Bases 1 to 1455 code for a protein of 484 amino acids.